Messenger RNA from Triplophysa rosa, 1344 nucleotides. RefSeq lists its product as uncharacterized. The transcript has 3 exons. Lineage: Eukaryota; Metazoa; Chordata; Actinopteri; Cypriniformes; Nemacheilidae. Gene Ontology annotation, molecular function: GTP binding. The record is from RefSeq and is a predicted model, not a curated record. Bases 1 to 1344 code for a protein of 447 amino acids.
AUGUCCACCCAACGAUCCCGCCAGACUCACCUCCUCUGCAGCCACCGUCAGGGAGAUGACAAUAUCAUGAACUAUGUCGACCGCUUCCUAAAGGCUGCAGAGGAGGCAGUUUAUCGAGAAGGUGGUUUUUGGGGAGGCGGAACUCGCGGUCCUUUUCAACGGUGGCCUCAGGGACCCUCUGUCCGGGCGGAGAUGAGGAUGCUGAGACCACUGGACUUCGAGUGCACGGUGAGAUAUGCCAUGAACGCCCGGAGUCCAGGGUCUCAGCCCACCCUACCCAUCUCCCUCCGCGAUCCCGGAGGGUGCGUCAUGGAGAUCGGGGUCAUCGCAAGUGUGUCUUCGCCAGACAGAAAGAUCGUCCUUCUCGGUAAAACCGGAGAUGGCAAAAGUAGCACUGGAAAUACAAUCCUUAGAAAAAAUAUUUUCACACCUGCUGCUUCACCAAAUUCCAUAACAGAUAGAUCUGAAAGAGGAGAGAGGAAAGUUUUUGGACAAAAGGUCACCGUUAUUGACACCCCUGGAGUUUUUGACACAAGCGUUGAUAAUGAGACCAUCAGAUCUGAGAUCAUUAGAUCCAUUAUUAGCUGCUCUGCAGGUGUUGAUGCCUUUGUCAUUGUUCUAAAGGCUGACAGAUACACAAGGCAAGACAUGGAGAUGGUGGAUUUAAUUGGUCAGAAUUAUGGAGAGGAAAUCUUUAGACAUGCAGUGGUUUUAUUUACUCAUGGUGAAAAACUAGAGGGUCAAACCAUUGAGGAAUUCGUACAGAAAAGUGCAGCACUACAGGCGCUUGUCAAUAGAUGUGGAGGUCGCUGUCACAUCAUCGACAAUAAAUACUGGAGAAAAUGUCUCCACUGCCCCUGUAGUUGUGGCUACAAAAGCAACAGAGCUCAGGUGAAAAAUCUACUGGAUACCAUAAAUAACAUGGUGCGGAAGAAUCGCUGCUACACCAAUGAGCUGCUUCGAAGGGUGGAGAGGAUGAUCCAAGAGGAGAUGUUGAGGUCUAGAAAGAGGUCUGUUGAGGUCUGCUCUUUCUCUUCUCAGCAGGGAGAAAGAGCAGAAAGGAGUGUUUAUAAUCGUCAUCUGAUGGGUUUUGCAGGUGCAACAUCAGGAGCUCUGACUGGUGCUUUAAUGGGCACUGGUUUUUGUGUUGCUAUCGCUCUCAGUUGCAUUUCAGAACUGGCAGGGAGCGGAACUGGAGCAGCUGUGCUAAACACAGGGGAGCAGCACUUGCCGGAGCAGCUGCAGGAACAGUUACAGGAUGGGACGCAGCAGCAGAAGCUGAUUCUGUGUCUGAGGCAAUGUGGAUGGGAGCAGCAACAACCUAUGAGAAUGGGAGAGUUGUAA